Messenger RNA from Elaeis guineensis (African oil palm), 1063 nucleotides. RefSeq lists its product as uncharacterized. NCBI's taxonomy places the organism in Eukaryota, Viridiplantae, Streptophyta, Magnoliopsida, Arecales, Arecaceae. The record is from RefSeq and is a predicted model, not a curated record.
CAUAGAUAUCUCCAUUUGACUAACCACCUCCCUUCUCUGAUCCAGUCUUCUGUAGACCAGAGAUGGAAGGAAAGAAAGAGAGCUCCUUCUGUUUAUAAGUUCUUCACAAAACAUUCAGAACUCGGAAUUUUCUUGACAAUCUUAUGCCAUCGCCAAACUAUGUUCUGUGGGACUGGAAGCUUCAAACGCAUCGAUGAGGAGCCACGGGCUCCAGGUUCGGCUCCGGGGUCGCCAAAGGGAUCCAAGAAGAAGGCCAACAAGAAUCCAUACUCGACGAGGGGGCUCGACAAGUUCUCGACCGUGCUCGCCGAACUCGAGGCCAGGAGGGAGAAGAUCAUGGCAAAAGUUGGAAGAGAUGGCGUCUCGAUGGUGCGGUUCAUGUAUUCGAAUUCACAAGAUUGGGUCCCAAUCAUUGUGAAGCUAAGAGAAGAUGCAAAACAAGAGAAAACAAAGCGGGAUGAUGCCAAGAAGCUAAAGCCGCUGCCGCUGCCACCAAGCCAGCCUACUUCAGAGGUCGGCGAGGAGUCGUCGGCUCCUCUGGUUAGAUCGAGGGAUGGUAAGGAAGUUGUGAAGGAGGCGGAGCCGGCGACGGAGAGGAAGGUGAAGAAGUGCUUCACUUGGGGUGCUAAGGAGGGUGAGGUUGGGUUUUGGAGGUGGAGGCCUAGUUAUUAUUGGCCUUUGGUGAUUGUGCUGAUAUUGGUUUGUUUGGUGAUGUUUGGGAGGGUGUUUGCUAUAUGUUGCACCUCUAUAUGGUGGUAUUUGGUACCCACCAUGAGGAGAGGGAGUGGGAAUGUGAGGAGAUCUAUGAAGAAGAAGGACUAUGGGAGGAGGCUAAGUGAUAAGAGAUUGGGUACUAGUUUUGGGGUGGCACCUUCUUCUCAGGCCAAGAAUGUGGGUGGCGCGCAAGAGAUGUCAUCACCAAGAGCCUAUAGAAAUGGGAAGAGAGGGUGAUGAACAUAGGUCCUUCUUCUUCGGUUUUUGUUAUUUUCCCCUUUUUUCCUCUAAUUAGCAUGUUUUUUUCUAUGUAAAUUAUCUUUGUCAAUCUGGUUGCAGGUUUUUUUUU